UUCAAUUUGUUUCCUUUCCCUUGCUUAAAGGUAGGGUUCAUUUUCAGGAAUCAGGCUUGGACCCCACCUGUAACAAUCCGCUGCAAAACUAAUCUGUCAGUUGUCAUCUCAUUUUAUUGGCAUGGUAGUGGAAAAUGUUUAAACAAGAUUUUCAUGGUCUCCUCCUUUGUUUUAUUACGUUCUUCUUGCUGAACCUAAUAGUCCGUCCAAUUUUCUUCUCUUUGUUUACAAACAGGUAAUUGGUGUUUCCAUAUCAAUCAGUAUCAAAGAGCUAUAGCUUCACAGCUUUCAUUGCAAAGAUGGUGGCUACAGAGUCUGAGGUUGAGUCACCCUCGCAGGUGGUGGAUCAGCAGGAGAAGAGCCACCAUUUCUUUGCCCUUGGAAGACAAUCCUCAAUCUAUUCUCUCACUCUUGAUGAGUUCCAGAACACUCUAUGUGAGGGUAGGAAGAACUUCGGGUCCAUGAACAUGGACGAAUUCCUCACCAACAUCUGGAACGCUGAGGAAAACCAAGCUAUCAACUCCAACAAUAACAAUCAUCAGAACGACUGUGCAAAUAAACAAGUUAGCAGCCAUGUUCAUUUGUCUUUGAAUGAAGCAGCAAGCAGUAAAGGCAUAGCAAAGCAGCCUAGCCUCCCGAGGCAAGGCUCGCUUACACUUCCUCCACCGUUGUGUAGGAAGACUGUUGAUGAAGUUUGGUCUGAGAUACGUGGAGGGCAGCAAGGACAAGGACAGAAUAAUAAUAGCAAUGUACAGAGUGCUGAGAACUCCACUCGGCAGCCAACUUUUGGGGAGAUGACCUUGGAGGAUUUCUUGAUUAAGGCAGGGGUAGUCAGGGAACAUUGCGUGCCAACAGCAGUACCGCCUCCGCAGCAUCAGCCACGAUAUGGGUUGUAUCAGAAUAGUAAUAACCCUGCGGUGGGUCGAGGUUUUGGUUCCAGGCCUAUUAUGGGAAUGGGUAGCAGUGGUGCUUUUGGUGGGAGUCCAUACCAGACAAUGCAUCCUGGUGGAGUCUUUGGUGAGUCAUCAGGGUAUGUUAAUGAUGUUAAGAGAGGUGGUGGCUACCAGCCAGCUGCCCCGCCACCUACAGCAGUUUGUUAUAAUGGGAAGAUAGCUGCUGCUGCUGGUGGCUAUGGACCUGGACAGCCAAUGGGAGUAGUGUCACCAAUGAGUCCUGUAUCAUCAAAAGGAAUGUGUACCAAUCAAGUCGAUAAUAAAGCUACUCAAUUUGGGAUGGAGAUGGGUGGACUCCGAGGAAGGAAAAGGAUCAUUGAUGGUCCGAUGGAGAAGGUCGUUGAGAGAAGGCAACGAAGGAUGAUUAAGAAUAGGGAGUCAGCUGCAAGGUCUAGAGCUAGAAAACAGGCAUAUACAGUUGAGCUAGAAGCAGAAUUGAACCAAUUGAAACAAGAGAAUGCCCACCUUAAGCAGGCUCUGGCAGAACUCGAGAGAAAAAGAAAGCAACAAUACUUUGAGGAAUGGAAGAUGAGAACUCAAACCAAAGCCCAGAAAGCUAAGGAGAAACCAAGAAUAAUGAGACGAAACCUGAGUUGUCCACUGUGAAUCACAUGAAGAUGAGCAAGGUAAUUAGUUGAGUUGUUUCUCUUAUUUCCUGAUCAUCUCGUACCACUUGCAUUUAUGAUACAAAUUAAAUGAAAAAUCCAUGGAAUUUUCAGGCAUUGGUGAUGGAAGCUCUCUACUACCAAUGACCUAAAAGCAAGCGAGGAGAAGAGUUUGGGAUGGAGAAAUUUUGAUUACCACAAUCUGAAGCACAUCAACCUUAAAAUAUGGCAGAAAGAUCAGUGGAUUUCUACCAAAAAAACAAAAAGACAAAUCAGUGAUAUUCUAAUACAAGAAGACUUUUGGAAAUAUGAUUUUUAUAAAUAAUCAAAUUCUGAAGCCUGAAUUAAAUAUGGUCUUAUGUUUAACAGGUCUGCAUCCAAUCAGACAUAAGGUAUGCCAUUUUUUUGGUAUUAUCUCAGCCUUAAAUUUGGCCCAAAGUUUUCCAAGGGCGAUAAAAUUCUUUCCUCAAUAAAUGUUGAUUUCCAUAUUCAGUUUUUGAGAUUGAAACUAUACAGAAUUUUCAUAAUUCAACACCCUUGAGAUCAGAAAAUAGGCUUUGGCACUUGGGAUUCAAAAAAAGAAAAAAAGAACAGAUAAACGGUUUGUUCAUAACCAUUGUCUUAUCAAGAGUUUAAUUUGUGAAAAUUUUAAAGGAAAAAAUAUUGAAAGCAACAUGAAGAUAAAAGUAUGAUGAAUUCCCAUUCUCCUCAUCAAUUAACAGAUAGUGUGAUUUUGCUAUUUUGAGAAGGGCAUUUAACAGUUAUGGUCUACUUUACUCAAUAAUCACUUUAAUUUCAGGAGCAUGAGUAAAGCAGACAAUCAGCGCAUACUUGGCAAUAAACAGCU
Molecule: messenger RNA, 2405 nt
Organism: Durio zibethinus
Lineage: Eukaryota; Viridiplantae; Streptophyta; Magnoliopsida; Malvales; Malvaceae
Source: RefSeq, a predicted model, not a curated record